This is a messenger RNA of Harmonia axyridis, 1802 nucleotides long. It is a transcript of the gene DopEcR, whose product is annotated as G-protein coupled receptor 52-like. Lineage: Eukaryota; Metazoa; Arthropoda; Insecta; Coleoptera; Coccinellidae. Gene Ontology annotation, cellular component: membrane. The record is from RefSeq and is a predicted model, not a curated record. The transcript is spliced from 5 exons. Gene Ontology annotation, biological process: G protein-coupled receptor signaling pathway. Gene Ontology annotation, molecular function: peptide binding; G protein-coupled receptor activity. The coding region runs from base 459 to 1538 and encodes 359 amino acids.
GGGCGUCCGACGCGCGCUAUCGACUCCUCGCCGGGCCCUCAGCACGCUCAGCAGCCCGACUUCGGACCGCUUCACGGCUCAGUUCUUGGCCACCCCGAGAUGAUAUACGGACGCCACUUAGUACAGAGGCCCAAAAAGAGACGUGAUAUAUACGGACGCGGAAGAAUCGAUGGUCAUCAAUUAAUCAGGGGUUUGUAGGGUUUUUUGUGCCCCCGGAAGGGUGCCUGGCUGAGUUGUGGUGAGUUUCUUGACGGGUAUUUGGACAUUGGUAGAGCCGGCGGUGGUGAAAGUGUCUUCCGAUGCUGAUGGGUUUUGGAUGAGCGGCGAUGGGAUGACGAUUUGACGAUAAAUUCCACCGAGCAAUACCAUCAGCCUUAUCACAGCGAUAAGGUUCAACAUCAAACACCAACCAAUGGCAAUCAGCAGUGUCUCAAAUAACGAUCUACACCUCCCUCAAAAUGUUGUUGCAGGGACCUCAAAGACCGAGAUCAUCCUCUGAUCUGCAGCCUCUGUCAGGACCCGGCAGGGGUAUGUUCCGUCUCAAGGACACGGCCACCAUGUUGGUUUUGACUGACAACAGAAACGAAACUGAAAUUGUUGUGUCACUCGAGAGUCUGACACAAGCAGCCAUCAUUUUUGUCAUGGCCGCUUCGAUUAUUAUCCUAAAUGUGCUGGUAGUGAUGACAAUUAUCAAUUAUAAAGGUCCCUCAGAAGUAAUAAACUGCUACCUCCUAAGCCUUGCUGUUGCUGAUCUGUUAUUCGGCGUUUUUGUGAUUCCCCUAUCCAUAUAUCCUGCAGUAGUCAGAGACUGGAUAUACGGGGACUACUUAUGCAGAAUAGUCGGCUACCUAGAAGUGACCUUAUGGUCCGUUGUAGUUUACACUUUCAUGUGGAUCAGCGUAGACAGAUAUCUGGCAGUUCGGAAACCCCUGCGCUACGAAACCCUGCAAACCAAAACUAGAUGCCAAUGCUGGAUGGCCUUCACAUGGAUUUCAGCAGCGAUGCUCUGCUGUCCCCCUCUCCUAGGCUUCACCAAGCCACUCUUCGAUAAAGACGCUUUUGUGUGCAUGCUGGACUGGGGCAGUAUGGCAGCCUACUCCGUCACUUUAUCCAUUCUCGUAUUAGGUCCUAGCUUGAUAACCAUAGUUUAUACGUACACGUACAUUUUCAAUAUGCUAAGGAAGAUCAGGAGCGGCUUUCCCUUCCACGACAAGGAGUACGCCACUGCCCUGUCGGAAAAUUUGUCGAAUCCUAGUCAUAUGAUGUCGUUUUCGCUAAUAGUAGCGUUCUGGUUGUCCUGGACUCCGUAUAUAAGUGUUAAAUUUUACGAGUACUUCACUGGACUGAGGAUUCAGGUUCAAUACCUUCAUUUCGGUGUUAUAUGGAUCGGUUUCAUGAACUGCUUCUGGAAGUCGAUGUUACUAAUUAUGCUUAGUCCACAAUUUCGUCUAGCUCUACGAAUCUUCUUCAUGACAAUCUGCUGCAAAUAUAAGGGUCGACUACAAGCCGAACUGAUUGGCAUGGAGGCUGAUGAUUGACUACCCAUUUCUAGUGCCAGUCUCUGGUCAGGGAUCAAUUUCCCAUUUACUGGAUUGGCAGUCAGGGAUUUCGAGUAUUUCAUCAGGAAGAUACGGGAUUAUUGGUAUCAGUAUUCAAUAGGUGGCCAAGUGCAUCGUCAUCGAUGAAUAUUUUGUGAUAAUCGUUACAAAAAAUGAAUUUUAAAUGUGAAUAAUGUAAUAUAUUUUAAAAUGCAAAGGUCAAUUAAUAAUAAAUGUUUAUAGGUUUCAAGAAAUAAAAAAAAA